Acanthoscelides obtectus is the source of this 1411-nucleotide messenger RNA. The record is from the annotation of a GenBank genome assembly. NCBI's taxonomy places the organism in Eukaryota, Metazoa, Arthropoda, Insecta, Coleoptera, Chrysomelidae.
CUAUUUUCUCAUUGUUCCAGGCGACCUCCUGCUGAAGUACCCAGACAACGGUUGUUGGUGCCCCGGGCGGGUGUCUGUACGUUGUGGGCAGCUGGUAGUGUGGGCCAAAGAGCAGGGCGGCAACGGGAUCAGGGCAGCUACGGUACGGCUGCCCCUUAGGCACCUUAGUCUGAGGGCAGGACCGCUGCCCAACAGUUUGGCGCUGUGCAGGGGGAACAACGUGGUGCUUACCAUGCAGGCAUCCAGCCAGAGAGCCUUCGACGAAUGGGUGAAGACCAUCGCGAUAGAGCUGAUAAGGCAAACGCCCCUAGACGCGAUCAAAUACCUGGACAUCUUGACCAUUGCAGAAUGCUGGAAAAGGAGAGACGAUCUUCAAGAAAAAGACUGGAACUACAACGACUGCCCGUCGGAUAAGACGAAAGCGAAUGGCAACGACGAUGCGAUGGAAGAAUGUGUCACCUGUCAAAGUGAGAGCGCAAAGACAGGCGUAGAGGAGAUUUUCAGGAGGGAACCGCUUGUGAUUAGAAAUCGAGAGCAAUGCCUCCAGUGAGGACCCCAGAGAAAGUGUCUGAAGUCCCGGAAGACAUAGAAGAGAAGCAAGUGGAAGACCUCAUGAAGAAAUGCCAAAACGCGGAGAACUACGUUCCGGUUAAAGAAAAACUCUUCCUAUUCGAAUCGCUAUGCAAACUUGGAAGGAAAGUCCGAAGUACUGAAGAUGUGUCUCUGAAAAUAGACACGAGUUCGAAACGAGCCAGAUCCCUACAUGAUCUGUCGAACAUUAAUUCGCAUAUUGCUGUUAGGGAAAUUUGUAAAUAUUUCGAGAAUAAGAACGAAACGCAAGAAAACACAUCAGAGAAUCAAGUGGUGUCGAAAUUUAAGCUGAAACGAACCUUAGAGUGUAAUAAUGUGUAUCAUAGGUUUCCCAGAGCAAUUUCAUAGUAUACCGGGGUUGUGUGAAAAAUACUGGCAUCUUCAUGCAACGUAAAGACAUGAACACUUAACUCAAACUUCGGGGCCUAAAAAACUCCGUGGUGAUCCAGUUUCGGUAAGAAAAAUGAUGUUGCGCUGUCAAAUAGGCAGCUUUACUCAAUAUUAUAUUUCUCAUGUGUUAGGUGUCAGUAUUUUUGUUUGUAAUGUUCUCUUGCCAAAAUUACUUCAUUUAAAUAAAAUUUAAUAAAUAUGACCAAUCAAAAUGGCUGAAAUGUAGUAAGUUAUAUGCCAUAAUAUUUUGAUCAAAUAUCUUAACGAGCCCGAAGCUUCAAAUAAUGUCCCUUUUUUCGCUUUUUCCAACUACCUGUUUGCAACAGUAUUCUAAAUCCUUUUCAUCUGAUUACUUCAUGAUGUGUAUAGAGUUGACUAAAAAACAUCGUUUUUUUGUCAUAAAAUGCGUUUUUGUGAAUUUUUUCUUCGG